AUGCGUAGAAAAGUUGGUCAUGUAAUCCAGUAUGUAAAUGAUCGACAUGAACCGAUGAAGACGUUUCGAGAACACGCGCAAUUCUCAUUUUUGACGUUUGUGAAUGCAAUGGAACGGUUUUUUGGUACUGUAUUAGCAGCAGCUCCAGGCUUCAUUGUCUACGUCGCAACAUCAGUUCAAAAGCAAGAUCAUUUAACGCGGAAACCGGAAAUUCUCUACAAAUUCCACAAAAUCGUCAUCAUCGAUCUAAGUCAUGUUCCAUCUGUGGAUAAACAAGCACACAAUAAAUCCGUGGAGCACACCGAAGUCUACAGACUAGGUUGUCAGAUUUGA
Strongylus vulgaris is the source of this 333-nucleotide messenger RNA. The record is from the annotation of a GenBank genome assembly. NCBI's taxonomy places the organism in Eukaryota, Metazoa, Nematoda, Chromadorea, Rhabditida, Strongylidae.